Messenger RNA from Symbiodinium sp. CCMP2456, 2232 nucleotides. Lineage: Eukaryota; Dinophyceae; Suessiales; Symbiodiniaceae. The record is from the annotation of a GenBank genome assembly.
AUGCAAGAUGCACUCUGGGAGGUGGCUCCGGAAGCCGGUGUAGUCGCAUCAGCUGGCGUGGUUGGAGGUUCAUUGCUCAAAGCACUCGAUUCCUUUGGUGCCGUGGCCACAGGCAUAUCCGGUGCUGCAGUUGGUGCCGUGUCUGCCACAGCUGGUGCUCUGGCAGCCAAGGCCCUGACCGAACGCAAUGAGCGUGCAGCCAUUGAAAAACGUUUGUUCGAGGUAAAGCGACAUGCCCCGCAAAGCAGUCCUCUGUCCUUGGAGCCCUUGUUGGCUGUCCGGCAAAUGUUUGAAGCCAUCGACUGGUGUCUGGCCAAUGAGGAGAGGCAUUGGACACGCCAAGGUCCGGCAUCACUGGCUUUCAGUUGCUUUUCAGGAGAGGGGACACGCGGCGGUCCCUCGAAGAAUGCAAGCACAUCCGCAGACAAGGAUUAUCGCAAGCAUUUGAAGAAGGUGCGCGGGUUGUGUUCUCCCACACCACUGCGUGGCCAAGCUCGCGGAAGGUCGCAGCAAAACAAGAAGGAUGGAGCUAAAAGCAUCGCAAGUGAAGCCGGGAUGAUUUCAGGAUUAAGCGUGCCAGGAAGCAGCCAAGCUUAUGAGCGUCUCUUCAACCCACAGUGGGGGACCGUUCGAAGCAAGCAAGGGGUUUGUGCUGCCUUGGCAUACCUGGUCAGCCAGUUUCUCGAGUUAAGGCAUUGUCCGAAAGGAAAUCUGCUUGAUGGUGAGAGGAGCUCGCUCAGACUGGCCGUGACAUCUUUGGCUCGACAUCACAUAUUCGACGAAGAAGACAAAGCAGCGCACGCGCUGAAAGUCACGCGCCUCCUUCUUCCGAGUGGAACUGCUGCAGAGCCGGACGAGAUUGAGGAAGCAGAGGAGAAGCGGUGGAAGACCCAGCCUGACCAGGAACAGGAGUUCCGUGCCGCAGCCGUGGCCUUGGUCUGCUUGUUGGACGCAGCACUGGCCUGGCGGCCAUCUGAUCCGCUAGGAUGGAUGGGCCAGGCAGAAGAUGCAGAGGGCGCAGUUCUGGCCCGCGAGAAGGGCGUUUGUUCCUUCCCGAUCUUUGCCAGCAAGGUCCGCAGAUGUCUCAAGAAGGCGAGCGCCGGUUGCUCAAUUACCUGGCGUCGGUUGGAGGUGCAUCUGGAUGCCGUAAGGACCAGAGCUCUUCCAGAACCUUGGCCUUGGAUUUGGGUUCUGAACGAGGAGGCGUCCAUGCUUGUGCGGAACCGGACAAAAGUGCCACUCCGCGUGGAGCUUCACCAACCGAAGGGCGCGCAGCUCUCUCCGUUGGCAGAUUUGCCGCUUUUGAAGCCAGUCCUGCAUUGGCUUCGUGGCAAAGCAGCACCGAUUCUAGCAGCUGACGUCAAGCCUGGAAUCGAGUGGGCCUUGCGGCCGAAGGUGAAAGAAGGGCGUGACUUCAGAGUCAAACUGCUGACAGCUGCCGGCGUGCUUGUUUGUACUCGGCCUCUGCGCCGUGGGCAAUCUUUUGAUUUUCACGUGCCUGUACCACCGCCUCCUGCACAACUGCGAGUGUCUGCUCUCGCAUCGAAGCGGGACAGCAUGGAAGCUGGACCAGUCUGCCGGAUCAAGGUUAUGGACGAGGCGGCCAAGGCCUUUGGUGUUAAGGAGCACGAUGAAGAUCACGAUGGUUCCGUAUGCUCGACGACAGCUCCAUCCUUUUCCUCGGGACGUGUAAGCUUUGCCAGCACCUCAGCGUCCAGCAAUUGGCCUCCCAGCGCAAGCUUGGCCAUACCGGGUGCCAGACCACGAGUCAGGUCUGCACAGGAGGAGAUGCAAGCCAAGCUGGAAGACAGAAGACGCAAAAUCGAAGGACUACCCCCUGUCCUUUCAUGCGCAGAGGACGAGGCACCUGCAGAAGUCAACGAAGUACAGGAAGGGCGAGGUGACGCACGAGGGCCCGCAGGGGAGCAAAAAGCAGAUGCUCCAGCACCAGCUGUUGCAGGACUUCUCACUGCCAUUGAGGGCUUUCGCACCUGCCUGUGCCCUCGCUGCCUGCACUCAAUGCCGUUGAGACGACACCGGCCAAGGGCCGCCAUCUAUGAGGGAGGUGUGAGCUGCGACCGAUGCAGAAGAGAGCUCUUGGGCCAGGUGGAAGCACAGGAGCUCGAACUCGAGCCUCGGGAUGCGUUCUGCCACUGCAGCCGCUGCUGGUUCGAUCUAUGCAGAAGCUGUGCACACAAGGAGAUGCAGGAGGUCUGGUGGGGGGAAGAUUGA